Bemisia tabaci is the source of this 3130-nucleotide messenger RNA. The record is from RefSeq and is a predicted model, not a curated record. Lineage: Eukaryota; Metazoa; Arthropoda; Insecta; Hemiptera; Aleyrodidae.
ACGCAGUUCGAAUUUCGCGAGCCUUAUUUGAAAUGCAGCUGAAAAAGAAUAAUGCAAUCAUGGCAGGCCGUUUUCUUGAACUCAGUUUAAUGUUGGAGCACCAAAUGUGGAAUUUUGAGACCCCUUUGAAACAGUUCUCUGUAUUGACCCCAGAGUUACUUUCAAAACUGCAAGAUAAAGAUUUAAGUGUUCUAAGACUUAGAGAAAUGGAUGCCAGAGAAAUAGGAAUUAUGGUUCAUCACAAUAAUAAGGGUGCUCUCAUCAAAAAAUGUGCAAUGGAAUUGCCAAUGGUAGAAAUGGAAUAUUCACUUCAGCCAAUAACUCGAAAUGUCCUCAGAGUCCGUCUCUCAGUUAUUCCAAAUUUUACAUGGAAUGAUAAAGUACAUGGCAAGUAUUCAGAGCCAUUUUGGAUUUGGAUUGAAGAUCCAGAUAGUAACUUUAUUUAUCAUUCAGAGCAUUUUCUGCUAAUGAGAAAGCAGAUCUUCUAGAGUUACAACCUUUGCCAACAACUGCUCUUAAGAAUCAAAAGUUUCAAGAUCUAUACAAAUUCUCACACUUUAACCCAAUUCAAACUCAGAUCUUUCAUUGCCUGUAUCAUACUGAUAGCAAUGUUUUGUUGGGAGCGCCAACUGGAUCUGGCAAGACAAUCGCUGCUGAAAUUGCUAUGCUCAGAGUUUUUACAGAAUAUCCUGGCUGUAAGGUGGUCUACAUAGCGCCUCUAAAGGCUCUUGUAAGGGAGAGAAUUGAUGAUUGGAAAGUUCGCUUGGAGGCAAGAUUAGGAUAUCAAGUCAUUGAAUUAACAGGCGAUGUAACACCAGAUGCAAGAGCUAUUUCUUCUGCUUCUGUAAUAGUUAGUACUCCAGAAAAAUGGGACGGAGUGUCUCGUAGUUGGCAGACUCGAAACUAUGUCAGAGAAGUAGCUCUUAUUGUGAUUGAUGAAAUUCAUUUACUAGGUGAAGAUCGAGGCCCUAUUUUAGAGGUCAUUGUAUCUCGAACCAAUUUUAUUUCACAUCAUAUAAAUCGUACUUUGAGAAUUGUGGGUCUUUCAACUGCAUUGGCCAAUGCAAAAGAUUUAGCCAACUGGUUGAGUAUAGGAGAGAUGGGUCUCUACAAUUUCCGUCCUUCCGUUCGACCUGUUCCUUUAGAGGUACACAUCACAGGCUUUCCAGGAAAACACUAUUGUCCAAGAAUGUUCACAAUGAAUAAACCAGCAUUCCGAGCCAUUCGCUAUCAUUCACCAGCUCAGCCUGUCCUCAUAUUUGUAGCGUCACGACGUCAAACAAGACUGACUGCACUAGAUCUCAUAGCUUUUCUUGCAAGUGAAGACAACCCCAAACAGUGGAUGCACACAACGGAAGAGGAAAUGGAUCAGAUUGUUGAAACCAUCAAGGAUUCAAACCUUAAAUUGACCCUGGCUUUUGGGAUUGGUCUGCAUCAUGCUGGUCUCAUUGAAAGAGAUCGUCGGGUCGUGGAAGAGUUGUUUAUCAAUCAAAAGAUUCAGGUCAUCAUAGCUACUGCAACUUUAGCAUGGGGAGUUAAUCUACCUGCUCAUCUAGUCAUCGUCAAAGGAACAGAAUAUUUUGAUGGGAAACAGAAGCGUUAUGUUGACAUGCCUAUCACAGAUGUUUUGCAAAUGAUAGGUCGCGCAGGACGUCCGCAGUACGACACCCAGGCUGUUGCUUGUGUUAUGGUUCAUGAUAUCAAGAAAAAUUUUUACAAGAAAUUUCUGUAUGACCCGUUUCCUGUCGAAUCCAGUUUGUUAGCAGUAUUACCUGAUCAUAUUAAUGCAGAAAUAGUGGCAGGAACCAUAAAAAGUAGGCAAGAAGCUCUAGAUUACCUCACUUGGACCUACUUUUUCCGGCGGCUUUUACAAAAUCCCACGUACUAUGGGCUUGAAUGUCUAGAUCCAUCUAUGAUCAAUCUGUUCUUAUCCCAAUUAGUUGAAAAAUGCAUGAAAAUGCUGUGUGAAGCUUAUUGCAUUGUCUUGGAUGAGGAUAACCGCAGUCUCUUCUCGACCUCGCUGGGACGCAUUGCUUCAUUCUAUUAUAUUAGUCAUAAAACAAUGCUUCAUCUGCGUGAAUCCCUUCUACCCACUUCAACAGACGUUCAACUUCUAGAGAUCAUAGCCUUUGUUCAUGAAUUUAGUGAACUUCCUGUAAGACACAAUGAAGACAUUUUGAAUGGAGAACUAGCAAAAAGUUGUCCGUUAUCUGUAGAUGGAAUGAUGCUGGACUCUCCUCACACCAAAACCUUUUUGCUUUUUCAAGCUCAUUUUUCGAGGAUACCUUUGCCCUCAGCUGAUUAUUUUACUGAUUUAAAAUCAGUUUUAGACCAGUCAAUCCGUGUCAUCCAGGCUAUGAUCGAUGUGAGUGGGGAACAAGGGUGGCUGGUGACAACGCUUAGGUUGCAAAUCAUCAUGCAAAUGAUCAUACAAGCUCGAUGGCGAACCGAUUCACCUAUAUCCACUGUGCCGCACCUAGAACCACAAGAUGUAAAUUUGUUUUUAAAUGAAACUCCUGCUGCAGUGUGCACAUUGCCCGGACUAAGAGAUGUUGCCUCAAAGCAGUUUGAGCUGGUGGCAAACAUACUAAGAAAAGAACUGAACGAGCAAGAAAUUGGAGAGGUUUGCACUGUUCUCUUGAAUCUACCAGUCUUGCAAGUCGAAAUCUAUUUGUGUGGUCGGUGGCCUAAUAAUGAGCCCAACAGCCAGAUUCCUGUUAGGUUAACACCUAUUCCUGUUUUUGCUGAUGAGGACUACACGCUGGUAAUAAAUCUUCAUCGUCUGAACAGAACAAAAGAAAUUCGUGUUCACUCCCCAAAAUUUCCAAAACCUAAAGAUGAGGGAUGGUUUUUAACUUUGGGAACCAUUGAGGACAAACAAUUACUCGCACUUAAAAGAGCAACAUCUGGAAAACAUCAACUGGUUUUCCGAAGCUCAAGUUUUCCAGGUUUGCACAACCUGACGUUAUACAUAAUCUCAGAUGCUUAUUUGGGUCUCGAUCAACAGUAUGACAUUUACCUGGAUGUUCAAAUAUCUACAGAAAUGGAUCUCUCAAAGCAAAAGAAUAGCAACAAGCUCCGGACGAAUCCAUCGAGACGUAUGUCACGAAGUUAAUGAACUUAGCCUUAA